AAAAAAAGAAAAAGUUCAAAGUAAAAUUCUCCUUUGGAAAAUGAAGAAAGGAACCUACCUAUGAAAAAACAUUACUGGCUGUCACCGCCAUCGAGACCAAGAUGGCCGCGAGACUCGGCGCCUUCCUCACGAAUGCUUGGGCCAAGGAGCCAGUACUGGUCGUGUCCUUCUUCAUCGGGACCCUCGCUAUAAUUCCGACCCCACUCAUCCCCUACUUCAAGUACUCUGUCAUGAUCAACCAGGCCACGCCCUACAACUACCCAGUGCCUGUCCGCAAUGAUGGGAACAUGCUUGACAUACGCCACCCCUAGGACCCCCAGGGGCCCAGCCUGGAGUGGCUGAAGAACCUGUGAGCAUCUCCACUGACC
Cebus imitator (Panamanian white-faced capuchin) is the source of this 368-nucleotide messenger RNA. Its product is annotated as NADH dehydrogenase [ubiquinone] 1 alpha subcomplex subunit 3-like. NCBI's taxonomy places the organism in Eukaryota, Metazoa, Chordata, Mammalia, Primates, Cebidae. Gene Ontology annotation, cellular component: mitochondrial inner membrane. The record is from RefSeq and is a predicted model, not a curated record.